Molecule: messenger RNA, 2448 nt
Organism: Tachysurus vachellii
Lineage: Eukaryota; Metazoa; Chordata; Actinopteri; Siluriformes; Bagridae
Product: stimulated by retinoic acid gene 6 protein-like
Exons: 19
Coding region: 121-1992 (623 amino acids)
Biological process (GO): vitamin A import into cell
Cellular component (GO): plasma membrane
Molecular function (GO): retinol transmembrane transporter activity; signaling receptor activity
Source: RefSeq, a predicted model, not a curated record
GUUUCCUGUAGGCGGGGUUAAAACACACACACACACACACACACACACAGACCGCGUGCGGUUAGAGAUAGAGAUAGAUUAAGUUGUUGUGUUCGUGAAGAACCCUGUAACAGAUCAGUAAUGGGUCUCUGUAACAGCACCGAAUACGAGCAGGAUGACUUACCAAUCCCCAGUAAUGAAACUGAUUCAUUGGAUUGCAAAAUCUUUGGAAAUCUCUUUAUGCCACUGAGUAUGUUGCCUUCUGUGUUUAUUCUACUCCUUCUGUCGUUUGUAGAGCGCAGGAAAGAGCUGUGUGAGUGUGAGAGGAGAAUUCCAUUUCUGAGAGGGAGGUUCAGCUUCGUGGUACCCGUGGACUUCACAGGAAAGAUGCAGAACCGAUGGUCUUAUGGUUUUGCCUUCGGAGCCGUGACACCGUUUAUGAUCAAACUGAUGAUAAUUACAACCAACACGCUGAAUUUUCCACCUUACUUAAGGGUAUUGGAGCUCGUGAUCACUGCCCUGAUGGUCAGCAUUGCCUGCAUGCCGUUAUUUGCCUGUCUGUCCACCCCACACCGGCUGAUUGGAGGCAUCCUGGGGCUGCUCUGUUCUACCUUCUGGUUGAUUGCACUGCUGUGGAAACUGAUCUUGUGUGGAAAACCUCUAUACAAUGAUCCUCGAAUAAAUUUGUUAAAUUGGGUGAGUGAAGGUGAAGUGAAGGUGAAGGUGAAGUUACACAACAUCCCACAGUUACUCUGCAUGGUGUUCCUGAUGUGUCGCUUUUGCUCUAUCAUCCAGAAGGGUAUGAAGAACCGCAUACGGAAUUACAUGCAGGAGGAGGUGGAGAAUCACGAGUACAAACAUGUACAGCGUUUACUGAGAAGACCCACUGAAUUGUCUGUGCAGAAGAGCUGGUUUCAGAGGAAAGUGUAUGAGUGGGAUCCGUAUUUUAAAUUCCCAAACAGGAUCAUCGCCACCGUCGUGCUCUGCUUCCUCAGUUUGUACAUGAUAAUAACAACAGAGCAGGUUUAUUAUUGGACUUGGACCGAAAAAAUAUAUAGUUUUUUUGACGAUUACAUUCAAGAGUCCACCCUUGAAAAACACCUAAACUAUUUCACAUACACCUGGUACCUCUCAGCAGCUUGUGCCACGGUCUUUUCCCUCGCUCACAUUAGCCAGUUGUUGGUGUAUUACAGGAAGCACAUCAAAUCACUGCGAGCUGGAGAAAAAAAAUACUUGCCGAAGAAGUACAGACUGAAUGCUGUGUAUGGUGUGAUGGGCUUUUUAAAGUAUCCUGGCUAUCAGAUCGCCUUCUCCAUGUGGGGUUAUGUGAUCGUGCACGUGGCCAUGUUAACCAUUGGCCUGAUGUUUGUUUACCUGGUUAUAUCACCGAUCGAGGAAGAAGGAUUUCUCAAAUGGCUGAAUUGUUUGGCCAUGAGUCUUGCGAAUUUCAUCACCUUGAUCGCACUGAUGGGGCUGCAGCGCGUAAUGUGCCAAAUAUUCUUCCUGCAAGACAAAGUUUCACCUACAGAUAAAGACAAGCCGCUAGCACUCAAGAACAGGAGGGCCUUUCACAACUUCAACUACUUCUUCUUCUUCUUCAACAUGAUCUUGGGUCUGAUGAACAGCUUGUUGCGGGUCAUUAAAAGCGCUGCCGUGGGGCUGAUGUUGGUGUCUCGCAUCGAGCGGACCAUAAUGCCUGAGGGCUUCGAGAAACUGGACUCGAGUUACUGUAUGUGGGUGGGAAUGAUUGUAGCAGAUCACUAUCACACAAAUCCAGUCCUGGUGUGUUUCUGCCACCUGCUGCUCAAACACACGUCAGAGGGUAUCAAGGAUGAAGGCUACUCACGGUUAAACCGAGAGCCUCUAGAGAAGGACCGAGUUCGCAUUCGCUGGCAGCUCGUCUACACCUUACUGAGGAACCCAAAACUCAUCCUGCUGAGGAAGAAGCACAAACAAAAGAACUUCAAAGACGGUGAACUGGCCUUCGCCUGGGCCAUCUCCAAUACAGCGUAAAAAAAUCCAACAAAAUAAUAUAAACAUUUUAUACAAGCAAGAAAGGCAUUGUUUACUGGCCAGAUUAUUUCACAAAUAGAUCUAACUACAUUUACCUUCAGAAUAUUAUCUACAUGCACACGUGAGUACUGAGUAUACAGUAAGGUUCAGGUUUGUUUUAUUGUUCAAGACAAUUAUUUUAUUUCUGUUUUUAUAUUCAUAGAGUUAGGGUUUUAUAUAUCAUCUUUUUUUACUGUAACAUAAACCUGUGCUUUCCAUCCAGCAGUCAGAAAGACGACAGUGUUGUUCGAUAGAUUUCGUGUUUUUAUACGUGUUCUGGUGCGAGAUUUCUCAACACUCCAAGCAUCAGAAAAAAGAAUUUUGUGCUGAAUAAAAAAAAAUUGUUACUGUCAUGUGUUUAAGUACUGUAUGAAUAUAUUAUUGUACAAAUAAAUGUUUGUUUUUCUCCAUCACAAA